Messenger RNA from Penicillium cosmopolitanum, 441 nucleotides. RefSeq lists its product as uncharacterized. Bases 1 to 441 code for a protein of 146 amino acids. The transcript has 2 exons. The record is from RefSeq and is a predicted model, not a curated record. Lineage: Eukaryota; Fungi; Ascomycota; Eurotiomycetes; Eurotiales; Aspergillaceae.
AUGGCUAGCAGCGGCAGCCAGCAUUUCCUGGCAGACCCAUUCGUUACGCCAACAGGAAAUCCACACCCGAGCAUCCAACGAGAGGUUCCCACCCUGUUCGGUGCGGCCGAGAAGACUACUGAGGCACGCAUUCGAGUCCUCGAGGCGCAGGUGCUGACUCUCCAAGCAGAAAACGUGGCCCUGCAACGCCGCAUUCGUGUACAGGAGGAGAUAACGAAUGCUCAGAGCGCUUCCCCCGUUCAUCGUGACCCCAGUCAACCCCGAAGAGACGCUCAAGAGCGUGUCCAUGCGCGGAUGAACCGCAGAGACGCUCUCGUCGAUGCCCAGGUUGGGCAGUUGGCCUUUCAUGUCGCCCAUAUUGUUCAGGGCUUGAACAAUUUGGCGCACUUCGUCGCUAAUUUCGUCUGUGGGCUUCCAGGUCCUGCCGCCGACAGCGCAUGA